GAAGCAAACACAAAAGACGAAGACACCACAUCUACAAGACUCGUUUGUCAUGCUCAGAAUAGCGCAGCCCAGGCUGCUCUGCCGUUGUCUGAUUCAACAAAGUGCGCAAUACAGCAACACGGCGAUUGCGAGAGCGGGCCCCGCUGCAGCACAAUCUACGACUGGUACGCCUGCGCCAAGACCCAAGAAGGAGAAAGCAAUCACGAGUAUCUGUGAGGCGGGAACCGUCAUGAAGGGUCUCAAUAUACUCAAGGCUGGCGCAGAUCCGGUUGCCAUGCCCAAUGCAGAUUACCCAGCAUGGCUAUGGACGAUCACAGACAAGAGCAAUCAAGGCGCGAAGAAGGAAGCUCGGAAGGCGAAUCGUGCGGCCAUCAAGCGCAAGAAUUUCUUUGCCGGCAGACUGUAGGUUUGGGUGUGACUCGUUCUGUGGGAGCAGGAUGAAUGACCUGUGCCUACAAUGCUAUGCUCUCUAUGCUAUACUUCGUGAAAUGGCGUGAGCCCGGUCUUGUCUAGAAAAAGAAGAAGCGCUUGCGAUUUAGAAGGUCGCUCAGCUGCUUGUAGUAAGUCAUC
This is a messenger RNA of Protomyces lactucae-debilis, 570 nucleotides long. RefSeq names its product mitochondrial ribosomal protein L37-domain-containing protein. Bases 50 to 406 code for a protein of 118 amino acids. The transcript is spliced from 2 exons. Gene Ontology annotation, molecular function: structural constituent of ribosome. Gene Ontology annotation, cellular component: mitochondrial large ribosomal subunit. The record is from RefSeq and is a predicted model, not a curated record. Lineage: Eukaryota; Fungi; Ascomycota; Taphrinomycetes; Taphrinales; Protomycetaceae.